AUGGCAUCUCCCAAGAGCGCCCAGAAAGGUUACGAGGAGGUUCCCGUCGAGGAGCCCCUCCAUCACAUCCGUAUCACUCUCACCUCCAGGAACGUUAAGGCUUUGGAGAAGGUGUGCUCCGAGUUGAUGGCUGGUGCCCACGAGAACGAGCUUACUGUUGCUGGUCCCGUCCGCAUGCCCACUAAGGUCCUCAAGAUCACCACUCGUAAGUCCCCUAAUGGAGAGGGUACUAACACGUGGGACAGAUUCGAGAUGCGUAUCCACAAGCGUUUCAUCGAUCUCCAGGCCACCCCUAAGGUUGUGAAGGACAUCACUUCCAUCUUCAUUGAGCCCGGUGUAGAUGUUGAGGUCACCAUUGCUCAGAGCUAA
Molecule: messenger RNA, 369 nt
Organism: Perkinsus marinus ATCC 50983
Lineage: Eukaryota; Perkinsozoa; Perkinsida; Perkinsidae
Product: ribosomal protein S20, putative
Exons: 3
Coding region: 1-369 (122 amino acids)
Biological process (GO): translation
Cellular component (GO): ribosome; cytosolic small ribosomal subunit
Molecular function (GO): structural constituent of ribosome
Source: RefSeq, a predicted model, not a curated record